UCUUUCGUCGCACGCACGAGAAAGCCUGCGCAAAAGCGCGCGGAAGGCCGGGCCUGUACGUCUUCCGAGGGUCCGGCGGUUCUCUUGCCCUUAGGUUCGGCGCAGUUUGGGAGGUGUUGCGUUUUGUUGUCAAGAUGUUGCGCGUGGUGAGCUGGAACAUUAAUGGGAUCCGAAGUCCCCUCCAGGGGGUGGUUUACGAGGAGCCCAACAACUGUACCGCCAUGGCCAUGGGGCGCAUUUUGGACAAGCUGGAUGCUGACAUCGUCUGUCUCCAGGAGACCAAAGUGACCAGGGAUGUGCUGACAGAGCCCCUGGCUAUCAUUGAGGGCUAUAACUCCUAUUUCAGCUUCAGCCGCAAUCGUAGUGGCUAUUCUGGUGUAGCCACUUUCUGUAAGGACAGUGCUACCCCAGUGGCUGCUGAAGAAGGCCUGAGUGGCCUGCUUGCCACUCAGCACGGGAAUGUGGGUUGCUAUGGAAACAUGGAUGCGUUCACCCAAGAGGAGCUUCGGGCUCUGGAUAGUGAGGGUCGGGCCCUCCUCACACAGCACAAGAUCCGCACAUGGGAAGGGAAGGAGAAGACCUUGACCCUAAUCAACGUGUACUGUCCCCAUGUGGACCCUGGGAAGCCUGAGCGGCUAGCCUUUAAGAUGCGCUUCUAUCAUUUGCUGCAGAUCCGAGCAGAAGCCCUCCUGGCAGCUGGCAGCCAUGUGAUCAUUCUCGGUGACCUGAACACAGCCCACCGCCCCAUUGACCACUGGGAUGCAGUCAACCUGGAAUGCUUUGAAGAGGACCCAGGACGCAAGUGGAUGGAUGGCUUGCUCAGUAAUCUGGGUUGCCAGGCUGGGUCCCAUGUAGGACCCUUCAUUGAUAGCUACCGCUGCUUCCAGCCAAAGCAGAAGGGGGCCUUCACCUGCUGGUCAGUAGUCACUGGUGCCCGCCAUCUGAACUAUGGCUCCCGGCUUGACUAUGUGCUGGGGGACAGGACCCUGGUCAUAGACACCUUCCAGGCCUCCUUCCUACUGCCUGAGGUGAUGGGCUCUGACCACUGCCCUGUGGGUGCAGUCUUGAGUGUGUCCUCUGUGCCUGCCAAACAGUGCCCACCUCUUUGCACCCGUUUCCUCCCCGAGUUUGCAGGCACCCAGCUCAAGAUCCUUCACUUCCUAGUUCACCACAAACAAGAUCCUGUGUUCAAGCAGUCAGCGCUGCAGCUCAGCAAUCAAACCCAGGUACAGAUGCGCCAAAAUAAAGCCCACAUGCGUUCAACCAGGCCUCGUCCAAGUCAGGCUGGCUCCAGCAAAGGCCAAAAAAAACUGAUGAGCUACUUUCAGCCGUCCUCCAGCCAUCCUCGAGUUUCUCCUAACUUGGAGCUUCCUAACCUGGAUGCCCUUGUGACUCCAAAGACCCCAGAAGAUGAGGUAAUGGCCAAAGUGGUGGAGGUACAGACCAAGGCUUCAAAGGCAGAAGAUGAAAAGGACCUACGGACCUCAUUUUGGAAGUCAGUGUUGGGGGGGCCCUUGCCUAUGCCCCUCUGCAGGGGCCAUGGGGAGCCAUGUGUGAUGCGAACUGUGAAGAAGCCAGGACCCAACCUGGGCCGCCACUUCUACAUGUGCGCCAGGCCCCGGGGUCCUCCCACUGAUCCUUCUUCUCGCUGCAACUUCUUCCUCUGGAGCAGGCCCAGCUGAACCAACCCAGGCCUAGGGAUGUCUGGCAUGGUCAACCCUGUACAUGAUCUGAGGCCAACACUCCUAAGCUGCCACCUCCUCCCUCAAGGCUUCUUUCCCUGCCUUCUCCUCUUCCAACCUCCUCAAGGACCCUUUUUCUUUUUUCCCUUCCUCCUCUAAGGUCUCUUCCUCUCUCCUUCCUGCCAAGCUCCUCUUCAUUGGUGAGCUUAUAGUUCUUUAAUGCUGUGACCCAGUCCCCCAGCCCACUUCCCACCUUUCCUGUAGGAAGUACAUAGGAACCAGUUGCUUCAAGAUUUUAAACCCUUUCCUUCCUUGGGAAAUGUAUCUGUGCCUAAAUAAAGUCUCUGUUUUAGUGCACCAU
This is a messenger RNA of Pteropus alecto (black flying fox), 2043 nucleotides long. RefSeq names its product apurinic/apyrimidinic endodeoxyribonuclease 2 (gene APEX2). The record is from RefSeq and is a predicted model, not a curated record. Gene Ontology annotation, cellular component: nucleus. Gene Ontology annotation, biological process: base-excision repair. Gene Ontology annotation, molecular function: endonuclease activity; zinc ion binding; DNA-(apurinic or apyrimidinic site) endonuclease activity. Lineage: Eukaryota; Metazoa; Chordata; Mammalia; Chiroptera; Pteropodidae. The transcript has 6 exons. Bases 135 to 1682 code for a protein of 515 amino acids.